Onychostoma macrolepis is the source of this 3215-nucleotide messenger RNA. RefSeq names its product transmembrane protein 179. Bases 236 to 937 code for a protein of 233 amino acids. The transcript has 4 exons. Lineage: Eukaryota; Metazoa; Chordata; Actinopteri; Cypriniformes; Cyprinidae. The record is from RefSeq and is a predicted model, not a curated record.
AUCCGAUUUGCUACUAAUGAACUAAUGGCUUACUAAUUAAAAGUGUUACCCGCUUUUGAGCAUUUGUAUGGAUUAGCCUUCCAUAAAACUACAACUAAUUAAGUGUAGUGGGUUUCUGGAGCUUUUUGUCCCCUGGAAUGAAUGCCCUGAGCUGUAUUUCUCUGCUCUGCUGCAGUGCCCGACUGCGCAGCUGCAGCGAGAGCGAGAGCCGCAGCGACAGCACAGCUCAGACAAAAUGCCUGUGGAUAAUUUAAUAUUCGCGCAAUGCAUCCUUUAUUUUUUAGCCUUCGUCUUUGGCUUUAUAGCUAUAGUACCUCUGUCGGAGAACACGGAGGAUUUUCGCGGGAAAUGUCUGCUUUUCACGCGGGGGAUGUGGCAGAACGAGAACAUCACGGUGUCUAAGCAGCGCUUCAUCAUUGAGGAAUGGGGACCACAGACCUCCUGCAGCUUCAUCACCGCCGUCGGCAUCGCGUCGCUCAUCCUGUCCGCCGUACAAGCCUGGAGGCUGCUGCUCUUCAUCUGCAAAGGCCACGAUGACUCAAUCUUCAAUGCCUUCCUGAACCUGCUCAUCAGCACAUUCGUAGUGUUUGCUGUGUUCCUGUCCAGCACAAUAGUCAGUGUGGGUUUCAAUCUAUGGUGUGAUGCUAUCACAGAAGGAGGCAGUAUGCCCAGCAGCUGUGAGGAUCUUCAGGACACUGAUCUUGAACUAGGGUUGGACAACUCUGCUUUUUAUGACCAGUUUGCCAUAGCACAGUUUGGGUUGUGGGCGGCCUGGCUGACUUGGCUCGGUAUCACCGUCAUGGCCUUUCUGAAGGUCUAUCAUAACUACCGUCAAGAGGAUCUGGUCGACAGCUUGAUCCACGAGAAAGAGUUGCUACUCGGACGCUCGUCACGCUGGCACUCUGAUGUGGUAGAUGAGAAAAGUGGCAUGAUAUGAUCAACUCAACAUUUUCAACGCAUUGAGAUAUACUGUCAAGUAAAAUGUGUUCAUAAGCUUCAAAAUUUGGAUCAUUAGGUGGUGUUUCUCAACUUUAGAUUGACCUCAGCUGAGCUUAACUGAACCAAAUGCUUCUGAAUAACAUUUUUUUUGACAAUCGACAAUGACUGAGACAUAGACAUUCACGUGCACUCAAUUGUUCGGACAGAGGUCAUAGAUCAUUUACUCGCAACAUUUUUUGAUGUUGAGCUUGAAACACAAGACCCUGGACAAAAUAAACAGUGAACAUCAAUAACUUAGUUUAAGAAAAUUUUAAUUCUUUUACUACUUCAUGUUGUCCCAAACCUGUAAGACUUUCAUUCAUCUUCAAAACACAAAAUUAAGAUAUUUUCAAAGAAACCAGUGAGAUUUCCAUGGAAGCCCAUUUCCACUACAGAAUCAAAAAAUUAUGAAUAAAAAGGUCAUUGCGACUUUUUUAGAUCACAAUUCAGAAUUGCGAGUUUAAAUAUAGCAAUUGCGAGUUUAUGUCUCACAAUUAUGAGUUCAUAUCUCGCAAUUUUGAGUUUACACCUUAUAAUUCCGACUUUUUUCUCAGAAUUGCGACAUUAUUUCUUGCAGUUCCGAGUUUAUAGGCUUUCUUGCAACUUUGACUUAAUUUCUCGCAAUUCUGAGUUUGUAUCUUGCAAUUCAAACUUUUUUUUCAGAAUCGCAAGAUUUAAAGUUUUUGAACAGAAAUUAUGAGAUACAAAGUUGCAAUUUGCGAAAAAUGUCGCUGUUUUUCCCCCCAAGCUUCUUUAGAUUUCUGUCCCUUCAAUGAAAGUCAAUUUCACAAUAGCUUUAAAAAGUUCAUAACAUUGUAAAUAAUCCAUAUGAAUUGAGGAAUUUAAUCCACGUCUUCUAAAGAGACAUAUUAACUUCCUAUGUGAAUUAAAGUUUAAAUAUAGCAAUUGUGAGUUUACAUCUCACAAUUCAGAGUUCAUAUCUCGUAAUUUUGAGUUACACCUCGUAAUUCUGAUUUUUUUCUCCGAAUUGCGACAUUAUUUUUUGCAGUUCUGAGUUUAUAGGCUUUCUUGCAACUUUGACUUAAUUUCUCGCAAUUCUUAGUUUGUAUCUUGCAAUUCAAACGUUUUCAGAAUCGCAAGAUGUAAACGUGCAAUUGCGAGUUUUUGAACAGAAAUUCUGAGAUACAAAGUUGCAAUUCGCCAAAAAUUUAGAUUUCUGUCCCUUCAAUGAAAGUCAAUUCCACAAUAGCUUUAAAAAGUUCAUAACAUUGUAAAUAAUCCAUAUGAAUAGAGCAAUUUAAUCCACGUCUUCUGAAGAGACAUGGUAACUUCAUAUGUCAAUUAAUAUAGACAUUGAUCAAUGCACAUACACAGAGGAGCACAUUAAAUAUUGUCAACAAACUUCGUUGGUUCUCGUGCAUCAAGCAAGCAUAUCUGAGCGUCUUUUUUCACCAUAUGAACUUUUUAAAGCAGAGUUUGGUGGAAUGAACUUUCCUUGGAGGGAUGGAAAUGUCUCAGGUUUAUUAAAAAAUACCUUCAUUUGUGUUUCACAAUGACAAAUUUGAAAAAUAAUUUAUGAAAGAAUUUUCAAUUUUGGACAAACUAUGCCUUUAAUGAAGUGUGCAUAAAUAAUGUUUCUUCUAAAUCCUGUGUGACAUACAAUCAACUUCUUAUUGCCAAUUAUGUUUUUACUCAACCAAAUGAUUCUUUCCUUCUAAAGCCUAUUUAAAGCAGCGCUAGAAAUGAGCAACAGCUUCCAGUCAGUUUCUAUUCCAUCAGUGCUCUAUACAUUAGCUGAGGAGUUGGAAUUAGUACAUACAUUGUAGCUCAGGUAAUACUAGUUUUAAACACUAUUUGAAGUGUGUGUGAUCCAUGUCUGGUUUUCUUUACUGAAAGACCACUCCCUUCCAGUACUGCCUCUAUGUGUAAGACAUAUAUAAUGAUGUUUAGACUGUGGUAGUAUCCUUCCUAUGUAAAGGGAUUGCUCUUGAAAACAUGCUUGCAUGUACAUACAUAUGACAGUCUAUUAAUUAAUUCAGACAGACGAAGAGGAAAUCUAGGCUCUAUAAAAAUAUUGAAGUGACUAAUCUUCAGUCUUCAGGAUUUAACAUCAUAAUUUGAUGAGAUAUGUGAUAUUUGGAGGGAUAAUUUAAUGAUUUGCUCCAUCCAGUUUACUUGCUUUCCUAGAAUCACCUACAACGUUUGUCAUAGUUCACUAUAUCUUGAAAUAUUGUUGCGCAUGUUGCAAUAAAAUUUGAUGUAUGCCUUUUUGGUUC